GUCCACAUUCUCGCCAGCCUGCCUCAGCUCCAGCCCGCCGACACCUCUCCUCGUCGCUCACGACUCUGCAUUAUCUGCACACCUCUUCGCCUCGCUGGCCCUCAGUCCACUUCGUCGCCGCACAGCGCUCGCAGUCGGCCUGCUCUGCCGCACCUCUCCUUCUGCUCCACACCUGACGCUGCACGAUGGCGCCGCCACCCAUGCCGCGCGUGAUCCUCGCGCGCCACGGCGAGACGGCGUGGUCGCUGUCGGGGCAGCACACGGGGCGCACCGAGCUGGCGCUGACGGCGCGCGGCGAGGCGCAGAUGCGGGCGCUGGCGCCGACGUUCGUGGGCGCCGGCAACUUCCUCGACGCCCGCCGCGUGUCGCACAUCUUCGUCAGCCCGCGGCGGCGCAGCCAGGCGACGCUCGGCAUCAUGCUCGAGCACCUGAGUGCCGACGAGCGCGCGCAGGUCGUGCCGAUGGAGGUGCUGCAGGAGUGCCGCGAGUGGGACUAUGGCGCGUACGAGGGGCUGCUCACACACGAGAUCCGCGCCAAGCACCCUGGCUGGGACAUCUGGGUCGACGGCACGCCGGACCACCCGACGGACGCGGACCUGCCGGGCGAGUCGGCGGAGCACAUGACGGCGCGCGUCGACGGCGUCAUUGCACGCAUCCGUGCGCUGCAGCAGGCCGUGAUUGAGGGGCAUCCCGAGACGACGCACGACGACGAGGUCGUGCGGCGAGGCGGCGACAUCGUCGUGGUUGCGCACGGGCACUACAACCGCUGCUUCAUCGCGCGCUGGCUCGGCCUGCCGCUGACCAACGGCCGCCUCUUCGAGAUGGACGCCGGCGGCGUCGCCGUGCUCUCGUACGCACACCGCUCGUUCACCGAGCCGACACUCGCAGGCAUGUUCUCGAGCAAGACCGGCCCGCGUCCGCAGCCGGUGGACGCGCCGCAGAAAGUCGCACAGGUCGUGGCGCAGCACGAAGAGCUGCAGUACCUCGCCCUCGUGCGCCGCGUCAUCGCCUCCGGCGAGACACGGCCCGACCGCACGGGCACCGGCACGCUGGCGCUCUUCGCGCCGCAGCCCGGCCUCACGUUCAGCCUCGCCGGCGGCACGCUGCCGCUGCUGACGACGAAGCGCGUCUUCCUGCGCGGCGUGCUCGAGGAGCUGCUGUGGUUCGUCGCCGGCAAGACGGACGCCAAGCUGCUGAGCGACCGCAACGUGCACAUCUGGGACGGCAACGGCUCGGCGGCGUUUCUUGCGUCGCGCGGGCUCGGCCACCGCCGCGAGGGCGACCUCGGCCCCGUGUACGGCUUCCAGUGGCGGCACUUUGGCGCCGAGUACACCGACGCCGACGCCGACUACACGGGCAAGGGCGUCGACCAGCUGGCGGAGGUCGUGCGCAAGAUCAAGCACGAGCCGACGGACCGGCGCAUCAUCCUCAGCGCGUGGAACCCCAAGGACCUGCCCGUCAUGGCGCUGCCGCCGUGCCACAUGUUCUGCCAGUUCUUCGUGGCGCAGCCCGCGACGCUCGACGCCCGCCCGCAGCUGAGCUGCCAGAUGUACCAGCGCUCGUGCGACCUCGGCCUCGGCGUGCCGUUCAACAUUGCCUCGUACGCGCUGCUCACGCACAUGAUCGCGCACGUCACGGGCUGCGAGGCGCACAGCCUCACGCUGGCCAUGGGCGAUGCGCACGUGUACCGCGACCAUGUCGAGCCGCUCAAGGUCCAGCUCGAGCGCACGCCGCGCGCAUUCCCGACGCUGCGCUUCACGCGGGCAGUCGACGACAUCGACGGCUUCACGCCCGACGACUUUGCCGUCGACGGCUACGAGCCGCACGCGGGCAUCAAGAUGAGCAUGAGCGUGUAGACAAUGCAUCAUUGCGCCGCCUUCUUGUCUGCCGUGUCG
This is a messenger RNA of Tilletiopsis washingtonensis, 1895 nucleotides long. RefSeq lists its product as hypothetical. Gene Ontology annotation, cellular component: cytosol; mitochondrion. Gene Ontology annotation, biological process: dTMP biosynthetic process. The coding region runs from base 186 to 1856 and encodes 556 amino acids. The transcript is spliced from 7 exons. Gene Ontology annotation, molecular function: thymidylate synthase activity. Lineage: Eukaryota; Fungi; Basidiomycota; Exobasidiomycetes; Entylomatales. The record is from RefSeq and is a predicted model, not a curated record.